Molecule: messenger RNA, 3703 nt
Organism: Danio aesculapii
Lineage: Eukaryota; Metazoa; Chordata; Actinopteri; Cypriniformes; Danionidae
Gene: trim35-28
Product: tripartite motif containing 35-28
Biological process (GO): protein ubiquitination
Molecular function (GO): protein binding; zinc ion binding; ubiquitin-protein transferase activity
Source: RefSeq, a predicted model, not a curated record
AACAGCUUGUCCUGAAAUCGCUUCCUCUUUUAAUUUUCCCACAACACGUCUAACUUUUUAGCGAACACGGGAGGAUUCGUGUAUUGAAUAUCGCUAUUUAUAAAACAGCGUUUAAACUCUCCUAAGGACUAAACGUUAGUAGUGAAAGCGAAACUAGCUCGGAUUUGACAUGGCAGAUAGCAGUGACGAUGAUAUUACAGACAGGCCACCUCUUCUGGAGACAGACUUAACGUGUCCUGUGUGCAAAGACAUUUUUAAGGAGCCCGAGUUGCUGUCAUGUAGUCACAGUUUCUGUAAGGUAUGUCUGGAAGGCAGCUGGAAGAAUCAAACGAAACGACAGUGCCCCAUGUGCCGAAAAUGCUGCGACGGAGAGACACCGAUCCCCAACCGCGCACUACACAACGCCUGCGUGUCCUAUAAGAAAGAGAGACACCGGAGAGGAGCUGCUACAGGUUCAGAGGAAGAACUCUGUGGUUUGCACCAGAGGCCCUUCCAGCUCUUCUGCAUUAAAGACGAGGAACCCGUGUGCGUGGAGUGCGUGACUCUUCACCCGGGACAUGAGCUGGUUCCCACCGAGCAAGGGGUGCCUUUCUGCAAGGAUGAGCUUACCAUGAAAAUCAAAAUUCUGGAAAGCAAGCUGGACUCCUUUAGAAGAAUGAAAAAAAGAUACAAAGAAACAAUCACCUUUAUUGAGGGCCAAACUAAAGAGGCAGAAAACCAAAUCAAACAGGUUGAGAGACUUCAUCAAGUCUUAAAUGAAGAGGAGAAAUCUAGACUUUUGGCUUUGAGUAGAGAAGAAGACGAAAAGAAACUAGUGGUGACUGAGAAAAUUGAAGCCAUCGGUCGUGAUAUCACAGGCCUUGCUGAACUAAUUCAGUCUGUAAAAAGGGAAAUGGGAGCUGAAGAUUUGACCUUUCUUCUGAAUUUCCAAAAGUUAAAAAGAAGAACCCAAUGGACUGGUGAGGAUCCCAGAAGGGUUAAUGGAGCCCUCAUCAACAUGGCCUUGCAUGUAGGCGCACUGGGCUACAAAAUCUGGGAGAGUAUGCAGUCUCACGUCACAUGUUUGCCUGUAAUCCUGGAUCCCAACACAGCUUCGCCAUGGCUCUCUAUAUCUCCUGAUUUUUCCAGCAUGCAAGAGAGUAGAGAAAGACAGUCUUUCCCAGACAACCCUGAGCGGUUUGAUCCCUGUGUGUUUGUACUCGGCUCAGAAGGUUUCUCCUCAGGGCGCCACCGUUGGGAGGUCAGAGUGGCCGACCACCCCAAAUGGAUCUUGGGUGUAUGCAAGGAGUCGGUAGUUCGGAAGAGGAAGUUCACUGUGACAACAACAGCAGGAGUUUGGACCAUCGGCCUGAGUAAAGGGGUCUACAACGCUCUGACCAGUCCACGCACUGUGCUCAAUUUAGAGAGAAGACCCGAAACUGUCAGGGUGAAGGUCAAUAUGGAGAAGGGAGAGGUGUCUUUCUGGGAUACAGGCAACAACAAGCAUCUGUGCACGUUUAACGAUAAGUUCACUGGAAAGCUCUUUCCUAUCUUUGGCCCAGGGCUCCAGAGCACACCAAUCACUAUCUUACCUGCUAAAGUGAACAUCCACAAACAAUAAGUACAAAGUCUAAAACGUCUGCAGUACUAUUUGAAUUUAACCAAACUGAUGUAACAUUUGGGAUUCUGUAAAAGGUCAAUCAACAGAUUUUGUAUCACAAUGAUUCAUUUUUUAUCAUAUUACUCAUUUUGUUAAGGAAAAACUUUAAUUCACAUCAAGAAACAUUUACAUUUAGUCAUUUGGCAGAUUUUUUUGUCCAAAGCAUCUUACAAUUUUGGAGACAUUGAGCAAAUUAACACAAAGAGGCAGUACACAGAGGAAGCGCUAAUUAUACAAAGGAACUGUGCUCAGAGAAUACAAUACAAGUGUAAGAAGGUGUUUUUUUUUUUGAGAGGCAAAGUGAUGAGUGUUUCUACAGGUGGUUGGUCAAGCUCACUCACCUGUUUGAAGCACACUUCAUAAAUGCAUGAUGGUUUUUGCGUGGGUGUGUGUAAGAACGUACCUUGUGCGAAUGUGAACCAAAAACUGGUUCGGUGUCAGUUAAAGUGUCAGAGUGUUUUCUACAGGUGGUUUGUAGAGCACACUCAGUUUGGGUGGGGGGAGUUUUUAGUUGUCACAUUUGGAUGAUACCAGUGAAUCCGCAGUCUGAGCGGGAAUGGGAAGAUCAUUCCACCAGUAUGGAACAUUGAAUGAACAGGUUUUGGAAAGUGACUUUGCAAUGGUACCACAACUUACCGACGGGACAACUAUGCUGAUAACAAUGCUGAUUAGGAUGUAGUUUAAGAAAUCAUUGUAGUGAAAUAUAGCAGUAAUAUUGAAAAUAACACCACAGUAGCAACACAGGGGGAAUUAUAUCAUGGCAAUCACUUUUAACACAUGAUUCUGGACCACAAAACCUUAAGAUGCACUGGUAAUAGCCAAAAUACAUUGUAGGAGUCAACCUUAUUUUAAUUUCAUGCCAAAAACCAGUAGAAUAUUAAGAUCAUCUUUCCGGCAUCUUCCCUAAUUUUUGUUAUUUAUGUAAAUUUAUUUUUAGAAAUAUAUCAAAACUUUGUUUUUACGUAAUAUGCAUUGCUUAGAAUUUAAUUUGGACAACUUUAAAAGAGAUUUUCUCAAUAUUUACACUAUUAAACCCUCAGAUUCCAGAUUUUCACGUAGUUGCAUCUCAGCCAAACAAACCAUCAAUCAAUGGAAAUAUUGUUUAUUCAGCUUCAGGUUAUUUACAUUUUUCAAAAAUUACCUUUUUUCCUGUUUUUUUUUUUUGUCCAAAGUCACAUUUUCUGCAGCUGAUAUAUGGUAAAACACUGAGAGCUGAUCAUAAUCCACCCUAGCUGAAAGAGUUUGAACAAUUAAGGCUACAAAAGACAUAACUGCAAUGUCCACUUUUGAUAAAUGGAACAAUUAUAAUAGUUAUUUUUUUUUUCUUUCUGUGUUAGAGACGUUAUGAUGAGAAUUGAAUCACUGAAAGUGAAUUCCAGACAUGUUGAAUCAAUGGUUUGCAUUGGGAAAAUCACUUGCUGCUAACCUUUUCUGUUUUGUCUAAUUUUACAAAUUCUUGAAUCUGACAAUCUAAUUCUAAAAACCCUAAAGGCAAUUUAAUGACUGUAAAAUUGUAAUGUGAUCAGCUUUAUUGUAGAUUUAAAAAAUUGUAAGUGCUUUUAUAACUUAAGAAACUUCAAAUCCUUAAAAAGCCUAUCCCUUCUCUUCCCUUCUCUCUGUGUGUGUGUGUUUGUGUGUUUGUGUGUUUGUGUGUGUGUGUGUGUGUGUGUGUGUGUAGGAUUGGAAAUGUAUUUUAAGUGGAAGUUAAAAAAAAAAUCAAUGGUGAACAGAUAUUGUCAUACUAUCUUUUUUGCUUCUACAACACUAUUGAUUAAGUAAAUAAAGUCUCAAUCACAUUCAAAUCUUACACCUUGCUAUACUGCUGCUAAAUGACAAUGUCAACACAAAUCUGAAACACUGAAAUUCUAACCUAUAUGAAUACUGCAUUUAUAGUCAAAUGACAAUAACAGUACAACACUUCUUUUACAAAUAUUCUCUCCAUUUGAACCAUUCUUGAGUCUUGAUUUGUUUUGUUAAAGCAACUUCUAUUUUUUAUUGCAUGCCAGGUAUGUUUAUUUACAAAAAUGUAAAGCCAAAUUUUCAUGAAUAAUAACAAUAAAUGAU